Ipomoea nil (Japanese morning glory) is the source of this 1344-nucleotide messenger RNA. RefSeq lists its product as uncharacterized. The coding region runs from base 1 to 1344 and encodes 447 amino acids. The record is from RefSeq and is a predicted model, not a curated record. The transcript is spliced from 10 exons. NCBI's taxonomy places the organism in Eukaryota, Viridiplantae, Streptophyta, Magnoliopsida, Solanales, Convolvulaceae.
AUGAACACCAGGCAGGCUCUUAGGCUACGGGUGGUGCGAGUAUAUCAGAUACCUGAGAGAAGUGAUCCAUCUAAGAUUAGAUCAAAAGAGAUAGUUUUUCAUGAUGAAGAGGGUUCCUUCCUGCAUGCUCAUGUACCCAAAGAAUAUGUGGAUAAGUACCUAAGUAAUUUUUUUGAAGGUUCAGUUUACGCUAUAAAGAAUUUUUGUGUGAUCACUAAUUUCUACUCAUACAAGACCAGCCCACAGAAGUACAUGAUUAAAUUCAAUUAUCAGACUAUGGUAAAGGAUUUAAAGAAUGCGAAGUUUCCUAUGAAAAUGUAUCGUCUGAAGUCAUUUAGGGAGAUCAAGUCUAAUGAAGGCCUUGAUGAGAAGCACUUCUUUGAUGUGAUUGGUCGAGUUAUUGAGAUUCACUGCCCACAGGAGAAAUUGAUUAAUGGGAAGAACUCUAGGCUGAUUGACUUCACCAUUGAAGACACUGAUGGUAUACAAUUGAUGUGUACUUUGUGGGAUGAACACGUAAGCAAGAUCGAGGCAUUCUACAAUUCUACUUCACAAGAGCCUUUAUUGGUGUUGAUCCAAUUUUGUAGGGCUAGGGUGUGUCUAAAAAGCAUUCCUUUGAACCUCUCCGGAGGACGGAGGAGAGAAGGCGAGGCAACAGAUGAGAGAAUGUCCGCGAAGGUGCGGGGAGGGGGCGCGGCGGCCCCCGGAGGCGCCGUCAUAGGAAGGCGAACAGAAGCGGAAGCGCAGCACAAUUUGCAGAGUGAUUUCUAUCUAACCUUUUUAAAUUUCUAUCUAAUUAGUAUCAGUCAGGAACAAACUCCAAUGCGCAGUAUUAUUUUGCAAUCGAGUUUUAAGGAAUGCAGCUCAUAUUCAGUUUCCCUAUCUGGUGAUAUGGAAGUCCGUACUAUCAGUGAAAUAUACAGAGACAAGGAGUUUGGAGAUUUUUGGGUGGCAGCAAGGAUUGUGUUCAUUGAUGAUCCUGAGUGGAAUUGGGGGGAUGGAACCUUGAGGUACAGGGUUAAAGUGAGGGUUGUGGACUUGGAUGGGAAUGCUCUUUUCCUUCUAUGGGACAAGGAGUGCCUUGAUCUACUUGGUGUUAGUGCAGAUGAUUUGAAUUCUUCCCAUACUAAGUUCCAAAACUACCUUAAUGCCUUCCCUAUUAUGAGGAUCAUCACUGAUGAAAAGGUUGUAGAAAAGCAUGCACCAGAGCUAGUUGGAGUUAGGGACCGGGACCUCAGUUCGAAAUUGGAGUUGGAGCUUACAGACGAUGAUCUAUGGGAUCUAGAGGAAAUGACCAAGCAAAUGAAGCUGAAAGUCCUCUACAAGUUGUUGCACAGAGGCUGA